Ruditapes philippinarum (Manila clam) is the source of this 1248-nucleotide messenger RNA. RefSeq lists its product as uncharacterized. Bases 1 to 1248 code for a protein of 415 amino acids. Gene Ontology annotation, biological process: positive regulation of DNA-templated transcription. NCBI's taxonomy places the organism in Eukaryota, Metazoa, Mollusca, Bivalvia, Venerida, Veneridae. Gene Ontology annotation, cellular component: nucleoplasm; chromatin. The record is from RefSeq and is a predicted model, not a curated record. Gene Ontology annotation, molecular function: ubiquitin-protein transferase activity; zinc ion binding. The transcript is spliced from 3 exons.
AUGGCAUUUUCAGUUGGAAGUGAUUUCAGUACCUCAUUUACACAGGACUCUGAUGAAGUUGAAGAAAUGUUCUGUGAGGUUUGUGAUAAACAUGACAAGCAAUAUGUUCCUGCUGAGGGAUUUUGUGAGGAAUGUUUUGAGUACUUGUGUGGAAUUUGUCUAAAAUACCAUAAAAUAUACAUGAAAUCACACACUAUAAAAGAUAAGGAUAAAAUGCCACAGGAUUUCUGUCUAGAGAAAUGUUCUGUUCAUCAGGAUGAAUUGGUCAAGUUCUAUUGUCAAGAUUGUAAGAAAUUUGCCUGUAAUGAAUGCAAGACUCAGGACCAUGGGAACUGUAGUAUGGUCAGUCAUUUGCCAGCUCUUGUUCCAGAAUGCAAAGCUUCUGAACUAAAUAUUACCAAUAUACAAGACUGUGACAAAUUUUUCACCUAUCAAGAUAUACAUGAAUCUGAAGUACAAAGAACUGCAAGUUAUUACACAGAUAUAAAAUUCACAGUUAACUUCUUGUCAUCUUUAUGCUUAUUAUCUGAAAACUGUCUUCUGGUUACAAAUUUUAAUUCUAGUAAACUAAUUAUAUUCAAGGAUAUAUCAGUCAGCACUACAUCAUAUGAUACAAUAGACCUCUCCUCAGAGCUUUGGGCUGUUGCUAAAGUUGACAAUAACAAAGUUGCUGUCACAUUUCCUGAACUUAGAAUAAUAAGACUGAUAAAAUUUUCUAAGCAUAUGACAGUGACAAACAAUGAAGAUAUAAAAGUAGGAAGAUGUUGCCGUGGCGUUGCCUUUAGUAACAACAAACUUAUAGUAUCUUACACUUUUCCAGCGGCAGUGAAGAUACUUGACAUGUCUGGUAAAGUAUUGAAAACAUUUGAUAAAGAUCAGCAUGGGACAUGUCUGUUUGUUGAUCCACGUAACUUAACAAUCAGUGCAGACAACACAGUUAUAUAUGUAUCUGACUUUAAGAAGAACUGUGUGAUAGGUUUACAUGUAACUUUUGAUGGGAAAGUCAAGGCCAUUUACAAUGAUGACCAGUUGGAAAUACCAUAUCAAUUGACUGUAGAUAGGUCUGGGGCAGUGUUUGUAUGUGGAUAUUGGUCACACAAUAUACAUCAAUUAUCACCUGACCUGACCAAGGUGAAGAUACUUCUUGAUAGAGAACAAGGAAUAAAUGGACCAGUAGGUGUGACAUACUGCCAGGAUACAAACAGAUUGUAUGUGGGUCAAAAUCUUGCUUGUAACUUAUCAAACUAG